AUGCUGGACCCCCUGAGGCCCCCGCCCGCCUGGCUGCGGAGCUUCAUCGAGCCGUACGCCCUCGCGCUGAACAGUCCGACCCUCAGCGAGCACAUCCACGAGGUGAUCGGUGCCUUUGUGUUCUACCAGUUCAUUCACUCGGUGCUCUCCCCGUGGCUGUCGCCGAUCCUCUUCCCCCGCUCAUACCCGGCGCUUAACGCCCGCACCAAGUUGAAUUGGGAUAUCCACGUCGUCUCCCUUAUCCAGAGCGUGCUGAUCAAUGCCGUCGCGCUGUGGGUGAUGUUCGUCGACAACGAGCGCCAGUCUAUGUCCGUGGGCGAGCGUGUCUCCGGGUAUACUGGUGCCUGCGGCAUGAUCCAGGCUCUGGCCGUCGGAUACUUCAUAUAUGAUCUGAUUGUGAGCGUGGCUCAUGUUCAGAUGUUUGGUAUCGGGAUGCUGUUCCAUGCUCUCAGCGCGCUUUGGGUGUUUAGCCUUGGCUUCAGACCAUUUCUCAAUUACUAUGCGCCUGUCUUCAUUCUCUACGAGCUAUCCAGCCCCUUCCUCAAUAUCCACUGGUUCCUGGACAAAGUCAACAUGACCGGCAGCCGCGCCCAGUGGUGGAACGGCAUGCUCCUCCUCUCCGUGUUCUUUUGCUGCCGUCUCGUCUGGGGCACCUGGCAAUCUAUUGUCGUCUACAAGGACAUGUGGUAUGCUCUCCAGCAAACCUGGUCGGCAUCCUCUUCAUCGCCUCUCCAGGCCCCCACCGACAUCAAUGCCCAUGUCUUUGAGCUCCGCGACGGUGCCAUGUGUGUUGAUGAGACCUGCGCUCGUGCCAAUGCCGAAAUCUCCCGCUUCAAAGAGUACACUGUCGGCGGCGUGCCGACCUGGUUGGUACUUACGUAUGUCACCUCUAACCUGAUCCUGAACUUCUUGAACUACUUCUGGUUCUCCAAGAUGGUGGACACUGUUCUCAAGCGCUUCCGCACCCCCCAUGCCGGUGCUGCCGAGGACAAGAAGAAUGCAGUCGAGAAGUCUGCCAAGACGGAGGAUUUUGCGCGCGAUGUCAUCCUCGAGGCUGCUGCAGCUCUGGAGGAGGAGGAGGAGGGUGGGCUCUUGCGGGGUGAGCUGCCAUUGACGCCCGCGCAAACUUCGUCGGCUAUUGAUGCUGGCCUUGGCGAAGAGCUGCGGCGGCGUAGGGCAGAGUUGAUUGCUAAGGUGCCUCUGCCUGGGGCAUAG
Messenger RNA from Penicillium canariense, 1215 nucleotides. RefSeq names its product TLC domain-containing protein. The record is from RefSeq and is a predicted model, not a curated record. The transcript has 2 exons. Gene Ontology annotation, biological process: lipid homeostasis. Gene Ontology annotation, cellular component: membrane; endoplasmic reticulum. Bases 1 to 1215 code for a protein of 404 amino acids. Lineage: Eukaryota; Fungi; Ascomycota; Eurotiomycetes; Eurotiales; Aspergillaceae.